AUGGGCUGCACCCUGUCAAAGACGAAGGCCAAAGAGUGGGAGGCCCCCAAGCAGCAGCGGAACCCAAGUGGGAGGAAAACCCCGGCCGAGAAGUUUCGUCCGGCGGACGACCACGGGGACAUUCCCCCGUUUGUCCCGGACGAUGAUCUGCUGCAGUGGUACGACGCCCACUUGGAGGACACGCGGAAGGUCUUUUGCGCGCCAGCCGCCGCGUUGGAGAAGUCGCUGGGCACGGGGCCGUCCCACGCAGCCGGCCACGGCAAGAAGGGCAAAAGCGGCCCCCCAGACGCCUUGGGCGGGAAGCAUGGUGUGCUGACGCUCUACCAGGUGACCCCCGUCAGCCACGUCAUCGGCCAGGGCUACUUCAGCCGCGUCACGCUGGCGGAUAUGGUGGUGCACAUGACAACGGCAGAGGCGCUUGCGAAGGACGGGAUAGAGGCACACCUGCUCUGCCACAGGUGUGACGCGAAUACGUCUCCACUGGGGAAAACGCUGACCAAGGCGCCGGCCACAACCCUGUACACUUCCCCCAAGUAUCUUAUUGCGUGCAAGGAGUAUACGCUGACCGAGGAUAGCGCCGUGUACGUCCACAACCAACUGCGUAAGGAGGUACAACAGUUGACGCGCCUCACAUAUAGCCCACGCUUGUUGAAGGUGCUUCAAAUAGAACCCGUAUACAAGGACCCCAAGUUAUCUGGACCCGAUGCGAGCACGCGUCCAAAACUCUUGGAGGGGAUGAGCCAUCAUCGCUUAGGAGGAAAUGGUGGUGGAAGUGCCAGUAGACGGCACAGUUUUAAUAAGGGCGGACGCGCAGCGCCCACGACCAAUUGCCAUGAGCCACCUGAGAAGGUGCGCAUCUACAUGGAAUACGCCAGGUACGGCACUCUGCGGAACAUGCUGCUCAACGAAACCCCUUGCAAAUUCGGAAAGAAGUACAUGCACGAGCUCACGGUGCGGGCGUAUCUUAGCGAGGUUCUUAUGGCGUUGGCGUUUCUUCACGAAAACAAGGUCGUUCACUCCGACCUCUGUGCCAAGAACAUCUACAUCUCAAACCAUAUACACACUGUCUACGCCACUUGCUUCCCUGCGUACAUCGCCGAUAUUCCGGCCGGGAGGUUCGCAAAAGUCCCGGCGGCGUGGGUGCGCCGUGUCUUGGCGCUUAUGGACCCGGAGUGCAUGCAGCCGCAGUACGACUCGGGGGGCGAGGGACGGGUGCCCAACGACAGUAUCAUGACACACCUCGGCGUGCAGCAUUCCAUGGAACACUCCAUCAUGCAAAGCCCUGGCGACGCGGAGGCGUCCAUGACUUUGCCCCCUAUUCUCAUCUUGGGAGGAAGCGGGCAACAAGUCCCGGGCGUGCCGUCAGGCAACGCGGCGGACAAUAACAAUGGCAGUGGCAAUCAGAACAACGGCGCGGACGAAAAUGGGGGUGACGAGGACUGCUGUCGUUGGAUGGAUUUGGAGGUGAAAAUGUUCCUGCAGGAGAAUGCAUACACGGAGGAUGACAACAUCCCACUUCCCUCCCCACUCUCAAGCGUCGAUGACGCGGAUGUCUUCAACAGCCCGACCCUGGACGGACUCACCAUUGUGCGCAACGGAUCCUUUGCACGCUCGCCGCCAAAGCUGCACCUGCCCCCAGUUUUUUCGACCAACAUGUUGUCCGGCGACUUCUCUCACGGCACGGCUAGGCUGAACUGCAGCGCCACCACGUUCAACCACAUCGCUGCUACGGCGCCUCCAGGCGGUGAGGUUCAACGAGACGCAAUCCUUGAUAGUUUGGCGAGUGGUGUUGCCAAUGAACUGCCACACCACAUCCCUAAAAAGAGAACAUCGGUGCGGCGCCCACGGAAGCCUCUUAUCAAGUUGGGCCACUAUGGCUUGAUCCGCUCUAUUCUUGUUGGAAACAACAAUGAAAAUGUGCACAAACUGGGGCGUGUCUCGCACAUGGCCCCUGAGAUCGCGCGGGGAGGUGCCUUUGCGCCUGCAAGCGACAUUUACGCUUUUGCCAUGACGUUUAUUGAGUUGACCACGCCGAAUGGUGGCGUCUUUGCGGACCUGCGUCCCACCGACAUGGAACCCCCCCGCACGCGACAAGAGAAGAGCGAGUACGAUGCGGUCUGGCUGAAGAACAUUAAGCGAUACCUCCUGAAAAACGAUAACGUAGUGCCCCUGCCAUCGCAGCUCUCCGAGGAGUGUAAGGCGAUGCUGCGGAUGUGUCUUCAGUACGAUCCGGCAAGGCGCCCGACGGCGGUGGAGCUGCUGCAGUCCAAGUACUUUUUGCUGGGCCACUGGGUGAAUGUCGCGACAAAAAAUGGGAGUAUAGAGGCGCCGUGGCGCGACACCAAUUACGAGGCGGCGGCCGAGGCGGCGGGAUUGCCGCGACUUCCGUCCGACCCGGGCGUCUACAAUGUCGCAGCUUUGCUGAAUGCGGGGGGGCCGACGAAGAAGAUGACGGUGAAGCAGCAGUGA
Trypanosoma conorhini is the source of this 2469-nucleotide messenger RNA. RefSeq names its product putative protein kinase. Gene Ontology annotation, biological process: protein phosphorylation. The record is from RefSeq and is a predicted model, not a curated record. The transcript has a single exon. Bases 1 to 2469 code for a protein of 822 amino acids. Gene Ontology annotation, molecular function: ATP binding; protein kinase activity. Lineage: Eukaryota; Euglenozoa; Kinetoplastea; Trypanosomatida; Trypanosomatidae.